This is a messenger RNA of Eufriesea mexicana, 1522 nucleotides long. RefSeq names its product inositol 2-dehydrogenase. The transcript is spliced from 4 exons. Gene Ontology annotation, molecular function: nucleotide binding; oxidoreductase activity. Gene Ontology annotation, biological process: NADPH regeneration. The record is from RefSeq and is a predicted model, not a curated record. Gene Ontology annotation, cellular component: cytoplasm. NCBI's taxonomy places the organism in Eukaryota, Metazoa, Arthropoda, Insecta, Hymenoptera, Apidae. The coding region runs from base 110 to 1264 and encodes 384 amino acids.
GUUGAUUUAUAUAUAUAUGUAUAUAUAAUAAACUUAUUAUUUAGUCAGUAUCUUGCCGGCCGAUAAAACUAGUAAGUUUGCUGUACAAAUAUUUCAGGCAUAAGAUAUCAUGGCAACAGUGAAAUUUAAAGAUGUAUCGCCAUACAAAAAAUCACAACCCUUACCACCUACGCAGGAUUAUCUUUAUCAAAAAUACUUAGAGGACCUGGCACUGAAGAAAGAAAUACAGCAUCCGAAAAUAAAACUUGCCCUGUUUGGUGUUGGCCGUGCAGGUGCCAUUCAUCUAUCCAAUAUUGUUAACAAUCCACGUGUUAAAUUGGUUUACAUUGUGGAUGACUAUGAGAGUAACUGGAAAAACCUUAAGGAGUACUGGCACUUUGAGGAUGUUACCUUCUUGAAUAGUAAACAAGCAGAUAAAGUGUACAAUGAUUCUAAUGUAGAUGCAGUUAUCGUCGCAACGCCUACUUACACUCACGAGGUGAUCGUGAGGAAAGCCUUAGAAGGAAAGAAGGCAGUAUUUUGUGAAAAACCAAUAGCUGAGGAUAACGUCAGUUCAUUAAAAUGCUACGAUACAGCCAGAAAAGUCAGCAAACCAUUGUUCUGUGCCUUUAACAGGCGAUUCGAUCCCAGUUAUGCUGCUGUUAAGGAAAGAGUCAGGAGUGGGGAAAUUGGACACGUUCACGUCAUUAAAACAGUCUCUCGUGAUUCUCCUCUACCUAGUAUAGACUAUUUGAAAAUAUCUGGUGGCAUAUUCCACGAUUGUAUGGUCCAUGAUUUUGAUACUAUUACUUGGAUUCUUGGAGAGUAUCCCGUUAAGGUUGCCGCCCAAGCAUACGCACAUAUUCCAGAAAUCAAAGCAAUUGAUGACUAUGACACGGUAGUGGUGACCCUUUAUUUCCCUUCAGGUACUUUAGGUAUGGUCGACGUGUCGCGAAACAGUGCCUAUGGCUAUGAUCAGCGUCUUGAGGUCUUUGGCCCGAAGGGUAUGAUCGUUGCGAAUAACGAACAGACAAACGGUGUCAAUUCGCACAACGGUGUUCAAGGUAUAAUCAGUGCACCAAUAUGGUAUUCGUUCGCCAGCAGAUUUAUGAACGGUUAUCGUCGGGAAUUGGAUCAUUUCAUUAAUGUCGUACUCGGUAAAACUGAGCCAUCUGUGUUACCCAAAGAAAUUCUGGCUGUAAGUAAAAUUGCAACUGCGUGUGAAGAAUCCGUUCGUACUGGUAAAAUGGUAGAGAUAAAUUGGGCACCGAAUGAACUACUAUAAACAGUAUGAUUACGUAGCAACUUUUUAUCGUUCAAGCGUUAUUCUGUCAUCUUGUACUUUAUAAAAUCGUGAUACAUUCAUACAAUUCGUAUUUUUUAUGAGAUUUUACGUUCUUCCUCGGUAAGCGAUGGAAGAAAAGUCAAGACGAAUUGUGAUGUGCAUGCAUGCACGAGUGAAAAGACAUAGGUGAAUCUUGUUUGUUAUACGCAUUUUUUUUAUCGUUAUAAUAAUAUAAAGAAAAUACAGAAAAAUACCAUA